Messenger RNA from Balearica regulorum gibbericeps (East African grey crowned-crane), 240 nucleotides. NCBI's taxonomy places the organism in Eukaryota, Metazoa, Chordata, Aves, Gruiformes, Gruidae. The record is from RefSeq and is a predicted model, not a curated record.
AUUGCUGACCCUGAGACCUGUGACCGAAUGUACGAGAGCUUAGUCAGAAUCCACACCAACUACUACAAAAACAAGUACCCACGCCUGAAAGAUACAAGUUUCACUGGAGUGACAGUAGAAGAUUGCAAGAUGAUACUAGCAACAGACAUUCUGAAACAGAUGGAAGACAUGAAAAAAGGGACAUGGAAAAAACUGCGAGAAAAGUUUUAUGCCAAGAAACCUGAAGAGGACUCCAAGUGA